AUGGCCGGCACAACAUGCAACUGCGGCCACGAGCUGUUUGACAGCAGAGGUUGCUGCCCAGCAUGCUACGAACGACAGCAAAGACGCCACCAGCGCCUAUCAGGGCGAGUGUCUCCAGCGUCCACGCCACCACCAAGCCAACUGAACAGUCCUCGACAAUCCGGUGAACGGAGCAGACUAUCAUCCAUAGCCGAGUCCAACUACAUGCCUUCUCCGGCCAUCGCUGCUAUUACCAGCGCCUUCACAGACGAAGGUCGUGGUCGUCCAGAGGUUAGCCUCUUUCCAUCCCACCUGUACCAGGCGCCUAGAAGGCCGUCAUCUCGCAAGUCGGAGUCGUCGGAGAGAUCGCAGAGGACCCAUACGUUUCGACACAGCGAAGACCAUGUCGGGCCCAUCGUGAGUCAGCUGCAGGGACCUAUCACACCUCGCGUUGGGUCUAGCAGCCCUAUCGAGCAAGCAUACUCUCCUCUUGGUGCCGGCUUUGCAAGGAUGAACCAGAGGGGUACCACUCGGGAACAGCGGGAAAUGGUGAACGAGAAGAGGUUGAGCCAGCGGGGGAGUUUGGAUCUAGCUGUGAGGAUGUUUGAUGGACCAGCUUGA
This is a messenger RNA of Recurvomyces mirabilis, 600 nucleotides long. RefSeq lists its product as uncharacterized. Lineage: Eukaryota; Fungi; Ascomycota; Dothideomycetes; Mycosphaerellales; Teratosphaeriaceae. Bases 1 to 600 code for a protein of 199 amino acids. The record is from RefSeq and is a predicted model, not a curated record. The transcript has a single exon.